This is a messenger RNA of Panthera uncia (snow leopard), 1228 nucleotides long. RefSeq names its product proteasomal ATPase associated factor 1 (gene PAAF1). Bases 33 to 1211 code for a protein of 392 amino acids. Lineage: Eukaryota; Metazoa; Chordata; Mammalia; Carnivora; Felidae. Gene Ontology annotation, molecular function: protein binding. The transcript is spliced from 12 exons. The record is from RefSeq and is a predicted model, not a curated record.
GGAAGAGGCGGGCAGGUGGAGGCGGGGUUAAGAUGGCGGCGCCUUUGAGGAUUCAGAGCGACUGGGCCCAAGCCCUCAGGAAGGAUGAAGGGGAAGCCUGGCUGAGUUGUCACCCCCCAGGGAAACCAACUUUGUAUGGUAGCCUGACUUGUCAAGGAAUUGGCCUCGAUGGCAUCCCAGAAGUUACAGCUUCAGAAGGAUUUAUUGUGAAUGAAAUAAAUAAGAAAAGCAUUCAUAUUUCUUGUCCGGAGGAAAACGCAUCCUCGAAGUUUUUGGCACCAUACACUACUUUUUCCAGAAUUCAUUCCAAGAGUAUAACGUGCCUGGACAUUUCCAGUGGAGGCGGCCUUGGUGUGUCUUCUAGUGCUGAUGGGAGCAUGAAGAUCUGGCAGGCUUCCAAUGGCGAGCUCAGAAGAGUAUUGGAAGGACAUGUGUUUGAUGUGAAUUGUUGCAGGUUUUUCCCAUCAGGCCUUGUGGUUCUGAGUGGGGGAAUGGAUGCCCAGUUGAAGAUCUGGUCAGCUGAAGAUGCUAGCUGUGUGGUGACCUUCAAAGGUCACAAAGGAGGUAUUCUGGAUACAGCCAUUGUUGAUCGGGGCAGGAAUGUGGUGUCUGGUUCUCGAGACGGAACAGCACGACUUUGGGAUUGUGGGCGCUCAGCCUGCCUGGGAGUUAUUGCAGACUGUGGUUCUUCCAUCAAUGGAGUGGCUGUGGGUGCUGCUGACAACUCCAUAAAUCUUGGCUCCCCUGAGCGGAUGCCCAGUGAACGGGAGGUUGGAACAGAGUCGAAAAUGCUGCUGUUGGCACGGGAAGAUAAGAAACUUCAGUGCUUGGGACUGCAGAGCAGGCAGCCGGUGUUCCUCUUUGUUGGCUCAGAUGCCUUCAACUGCUGCACUUUUCUCUCUGGCUUCUUGUUAUUGGCUGGGACACAAGAUGGAAACAUUUAUCAGCUGGACGUGAGGAGUCCGAGGGUUCCAGUACAAGUCAUCCACAGGUCAGGAGCACCGGUUCUGUCCCUGCUAAGUUUCAGAGAUGGAUUCAUUGCUAGUCAAGGUGAUGGAAGCUGUUUCAUUGUCCAGCAAGACCUAGACUAUCUCAUUGAGCUCACUGGGGCUGACUGUGACCCUGUGUACAAGGUAGCCACAUGGGAGAAGCAGAUCUACACAUGCUGUCGAGAUGGUCUUGUGCGACGCUAUCAGCUCUCUGACCUCUGACUCCUUGGAAAGAGGAG